GCUGGUUGGAAUAGAACUAAAAUACUGACUUCUCGCAACAGGUAUUUUGAGGUGUAGAAGAUUCGGUCUCAUCCGUCAAACAAAUUCUGGAUUUUUCUUGGAAGCCAAUUUCGUAAAACCGACUAAUCGAGUGAAAAAAUGACUGGACGUGGAAAGGGAGGAAAAGGACUGGGAAAGGGAGGCGCCAAGCGUCAUCGUAAGGUGCUCCGUGAUAACAUCCAGGGUAUCACCAAGCCGGCUAUUCGUCGUUUGGCCCGUCGCGGUGGUGUGAAGCGUAUCUCUGGCUUGAUUUACGAAGAAACUCGCGGUGUCCUUAAGGUAUUCCUUGAGAACGUUAUCCGUGACGCUGUCACCUACACUGAGCACGCCAAGCGCAAAACCGUGACCGCCAUGGACGUGGUUUAUGCCCUUAAGCGCCAGGGACGUACCCUCUACGGUUUUGGCGGUUAAACUCGCACUUAAAGCCCCACUUAAUAUGUAUUCAAGGGGCUAACUUAACUACAUUCAAAUUACUUGAUCGAAUUGAACCUUAAUCAGUAGUAUUCAAACACAAACUUAACCAGAAACAUAUUCUAUAAUUCCACAAAAUAUACGGACUAAAUAAAUCAAAAAAUUGCGUAGAGCAAAGAA
Drosophila ficusphila is the source of this 630-nucleotide messenger RNA. It is a transcript of the gene His4r, whose product is annotated as histone H4. Gene Ontology annotation, cellular component: nucleosome. Gene Ontology annotation, molecular function: protein heterodimerization activity; structural constituent of chromatin; DNA binding. The transcript has 3 exons. Lineage: Eukaryota; Metazoa; Arthropoda; Insecta; Diptera; Drosophilidae. The record is from RefSeq and is a predicted model, not a curated record. Gene Ontology annotation, biological process: nucleosome assembly. The coding region runs from base 139 to 450 and encodes 103 amino acids.